UUUAGUUCUCAACCGCGUGAAAGAAUAAAAAAACUUGAACCAUCAGAUCAAGAAUUUCUGGAAACCCAACAAAGGAGCGCAGGCCACAAAUCUGAACCUGUCGGUCCCUUGUACUUCUAGGUUUUCAUUUAAUUCCAUUUCAACCGAAAAAAAAUGGCGGUUAUUAGAAUCACAACAAACAUGAUCCUCAAGGAGAUGUUCACUCAUAGGCUACCAUUCUCUUACUCUUCUAUAUCAUCCUCUCCUUCUUUCCGUCUAACACUUCCCAUCACGGCCCUUGAAUUGACCCGCCGUGAGUUCAGCUUCAGCCGGAUUCGCUGUGCUGCCGCCAAUGACAAGAAGGUAUCGGCUCGGCUAUCGCAGGUUCAGCAACUUCUUCAAGAAGCUGAGGAGAGAGCCAGCUCCGCUGGGAAUGAGCCGCCUCCAAAAAUCACUAUUGAUCAUGUUACAGUAAGUUUUGCUAGAAGUGGUGGACCUGGAGGUCAAAAUGUGAAUAAAGUGAACACCAAGGUGGACAUGCGCUUCAAUGUUAAAGAUGCAUACUGGCUGAGUGAGAGGGUUAGAGAGAGGAUUAUGCAAAUGGAAAAGAAUCGAAUCAACAAGGAUGGUGAGAUCGUUAUUUCUUCAACAAAGACUAGAACACAGAAAGGUAACAUUGAAGAUGCUUUAACGAAGCUGCAGGCCAUCAUUGAUGCUGCUUCUUAUGUGCCUCCUCCUCCUUCAGAAGAACAAAAGAAGAAAAUUGCCAAACUGGCCGCGAUAGGAGAACAGAAACGACUUAAAAGUAAGAAGGCACUUUCAGAUAAAAAGGCUUUUAGAAGAAGUAGGGACAGCUGGGAUUAAAUUAACUUCUUUAUAAGAUUUCAAUCAUAGAGCAGUUUGAGCUGAAGAAGAUUUUUUAUUCCAUGGAGUGGUGAUCAUGGGAUCAAAUAGCAUAGUGAAGAUCCCUCCAGAGUGGAGACUACAGGACACAAAUUGACACUUCUUUGUUUGUGAUCCAUUCAAUAUUUUGUAAAAUCUAUAGUCAUAAAUUUAGCUGACCAUUUACCAUAGGCUAUUAAAAAUUGAGAGUUGUAUUUGUUGAGGUGACCAACUUGUAAAAACUUGAUCCUUAAGGGCUUUAAUAAUCUUAUUUCAGAAGUUAUUUAUCA
Messenger RNA from Jatropha curcas, 1151 nucleotides. Its product is annotated as Class I peptide chain release factor. Lineage: Eukaryota; Viridiplantae; Streptophyta; Magnoliopsida; Malpighiales; Euphorbiaceae. Gene Ontology annotation, biological process: translational termination. The record is from RefSeq and is a predicted model, not a curated record. Gene Ontology annotation, molecular function: translation release factor activity.